GUCGUGCUCCCUUGAGUAGGGGGUUAAAGUCGUUCUUGAGAGGAACGUCUCUGCCCGAAGAGAAAAUGAGUUUAGCUCUGAGAAGUGAACUUGUAGACAAAACAAAGAGGAAAAAAAGAAGAGAACUCUCUGAAGAACAGAAACAAGAAAUUAAAGAUGCUUUUGAACUAUUUGACACGGACAAAGAUGAAGCAAUAGAUUAUCAUGAAUUAAAGGUGGCAAUGAGAGCCUUGGGGUUUGAUGUAAAAAAAGCUGAUGUACUGAAGAUUCUUAAAGAUUAUGACAGAGAAGCCACAGGGAAAAUCACCUUUGAAGAUUUUAACGAAGUUGUGACAGACUGGAUAUUGGAAAGAGAUCCACAUGAAGAAAUACUGAAGGCAUUUAAACUAUUUGAUGAUGAUGAUUCAGGUAAAAUAAGCUUGAGGAAUUUGCGACGUGUUGCCAGAGAAUUGGGUGAAAACAUGAGUGAUGAAGAACUUCGUGCUAUGAUAGAAGAAUUUGAUAAAGAUGGUGAUGGAGAAAGUUUUCAACAUUGUCUGAAUCUCAGUUUUCCCAUUUAUACUAGUAGACAUGAGAAUGGUAAUACCUUAUGGCAUUGAUGUGAAUAUUAAAUGAAGAUAGUUGAUGGUGCCUAUCAUUAAGUUAAAUCAAGAGGAGUUCAUUGCUAUUAUGACUGGUGACAUUUAAAGAAUUACAAGGAAAAACAAUAAGAAUGUUGCAGUAAUCAUCUUAUAUUCUAUUUUUGUGCUUGGAGGCAUGUAAAAACACACACCCCAACUUAGUUUUUGUUUUUUUCCAAAAGGGACCAAAAAUAACAUCUUAUGUAUUCAUAUUUUACUACUGUUAAGUUUCUUUGUACGAAAAAAUAUUGUUAGCACUCUAAUAGUUCAUAGCUUUGUAAUUAUAAUACAGCUUUUUAUAUAUAUAAAGUUUAAAAAAUUGA
Eptesicus fuscus (big brown bat) is the source of this 943-nucleotide messenger RNA. It is a transcript of the gene CETN3, whose product is annotated as centrin 3. Gene Ontology annotation, cellular component: microtubule organizing center; myosin II complex. The record is from RefSeq and is a predicted model, not a curated record. Gene Ontology annotation, molecular function: microtubule binding; calcium ion binding. Gene Ontology annotation, biological process: spindle pole body duplication. Bases 66 to 599 code for a protein of 177 amino acids. The transcript is spliced from 6 exons. Lineage: Eukaryota; Metazoa; Chordata; Mammalia; Chiroptera; Vespertilionidae.